Messenger RNA from Cylindrotheca closterium, 1140 nucleotides. The record is from the annotation of a GenBank genome assembly. Lineage: Eukaryota; Bacillariophyta; Bacillariophyceae; Bacillariales; Bacillariaceae.
AUGUGCCGAACUACAGAAAACAGCAUCAUCACUGAAAUCAAGUCCGAUGGAGGAGGCGGUACCAGCGUCCAAACGGCGAUGAUUGUCUUCUGCGGUGUCGUCACCAUCACUUCUCUUGCCACUGCCAUCGUCUUUGGUGAGAAACUUAGCGAAAGGGUCGCACCCAUCACUGUCCCAGCUCCCACUGUCAUUGUCAACACCGGAGGAGCUGAAGCCAUCGGUCCAAACACCUUCACUUCUCGCCAACCUCGUGCUGGUGUCAACGAGUGUGAAGACAAGAAGAUUCAAAUCGACAAUGUUGACUGUUUGAUCGACGCAUUGGAGAAAAUUCUUCCUCAAGCUGGAGGCAAUGUGACCAUGGGAUUCAAGGGUGAACUCAAUGUUGGCCAUGAACCAAUCAAGACUCCCUACUUCCAAAACGACAUGUGCCCCGUCAACGUCCACUGGCACUUGGGUACCGAGCACCUUUCCGUCGGCGAAUACGACGAGAUGGGUGCCGGACCACACACCCAACCAGGAGACAUGCGUCGCAAGCUUGCUGGAGAUGAAGAUGUCCGUGGCGGAUUCCGUUGCCGCCAUUACGACGAAAACGACGCCAAGUUCACCACCGAAUACGACUGGCAGCAUUGUGUCGGCAUGGAAGUUGGCGAGACCUACGAAGUUCACUGGCCUCACUCUGCGGCCGGUGCAUGCGGAACCAUCAACCAAUAUCAAACCCCAUUCUACGAUGGUGUCCUCUGCCGUGUUGGAAUUCUUGGCGACCUCUCUCGUCUUCCUGAACAAGUCGGUGUCCAAGCCCAAGUCUUCACCAUUGUCAACGACGAAGACUACUUCUACCCCGACCUCAUGCGUGGAAUGAUUGUUGACGGUGAUAUGGGAACUGAAAUCACCAAGUACACAGGAUCCACGACCGGAACCAGCCGCGACAAUGAGAUCUGCUCCGCCUACUCUCCCAUCACUUGGCAAGUCGACCGCAAGUGCCACAUGAUCUCUGCUUCUACUUUCGACAAGAUGUGCGCUGACAUGAAGUCCCAACGUGACGACAUGAGCGACGAUCUUUACGCCCAUGGAUCCAGAGAACUUGUCGACAGCAAAUUCGUCGCCAACAACCAGCACAACCGCGCUCUUCGCGGAAACUAA